GCUCCCCUCCUGCCUCCAGAAGGGCAGGGCUUCGCCGAGGCUUGGCGGGAAAAAGAACCGAGGGGAGGAUCUUGCCUAGUCGCAGUAUAAAAGGAGCUUUGCGGGGCGUUUUCUGACUCGCUGUAGUAAUUCCAGCGAGAGACAGAGGGAGUGAGCGGGCGGGUUGGAAGAGCUCAGUGUGCAGAGCCGCGCUCCGGGCGUCCUGGGAAGGCAGCUUGGGAGUGAGAGGGGCUUCGCCUCCGGGCCUGCUGCCCCCCUGCCCCAGCUCUCCGGCUGACCAGCGAUCGCAACCCUCGCCCCCUCUGGGGAACUUUGCCCAUUGCAGAGGGCGGACACUUUUGCACUGGAACUUACAAUCUGCGAGUGAGGACAGGACUCCCCAGGCGACGGGGAGGAAAUUUUUGUCUAUUUGGGGACAGUGUUCUCUGCCUCUGCCCGCGGUCGGCUCCCCUGAAAGGAGCUCCUCGCGCUCUCUGAAGGCUGGAUAUCCUUGGGGCGGUGGAAAACCCGCAGACAGCCACGACGAUGCCCCUCAACGUGAGCUUCGCCAACAGGAACUAUGACCUCGACUACGACUCGGUGCAGCCCUAUUUCAUCUGCGACGAGGAAGAGAAUUUCUAUCACCAGCAACAGCAGAGCGAGCUGCAGCCGCCGGCGCCCAGUGAGGAUAUCUGGAAGAAAUUCGAGCUGCUGCCCACCCCGCCCCUGUCCCCCAGCCGCCGCUCGGGGCUCUGCUCUCCAUCCUAUGUUGCGGUCGCUGCGUCCUUCUCCCCAAGGGAGGACGACGACGGUGGCGGCGGCAACUUCUCCACCGCCGAUCAGCUGGAGAUGGUGACCGAGCUGCUUGGAGGAGACAUGGUGAGCCAGAGCUUCAUCUGCGACCCUGACGACGAGACCUUCAUUAAGAACAUCAUCAUCCAGGACUGUAUGUGGAGCGGCUUCUCAGCCGCGGCCAAGCUGGUCUCGGAGAAGCUGGCUUCCUACCAGGCUGCGCGCAAAGACAGCGCCAGCCCGAGCCCCGCCCGCGGGCACAGCGGCUGCUCCACCUCUAGCCUGUACCUGCAGGACCUCACCGCCGCCGCGUCCGAGUGCAUCGACCCCUCGGUGGUCUUCCCCUACCCGCUCAACGACAGCAGCUCGCCCAAGUCCUGUACCUCUUCCGACUCCACAGCCUUCUCACCGUCCUCGGACUCGCUGCUGUCCUCGGAGUCCUCCCCACGGGCCAGCCCGGAGCCCCUAGUGCUGCAUGAGGAGACACCUCCCACCACCAGCAGCGACUCGGAGGAAGAACAAGAAGAUGAGGAAGAAAUUGAUGUAGUGUCUGUGGAAAAGAGGCAGCCCCCAGCCAAGAGGUCUGAAUCGGGGUCAUCCCCAUCAGGAGGCCACAGCAAACCUCCACACAGCCCUCUGGUCCUCAAGAGAUGCCAUGUCUCCACUCAUCAGCACAAUUACGCAGCGCCCCCCUCCACGAGGAAGGACUAUCCAGCUGCCAAGAGGGCCAAGUUGGACAGUGGCAGGGUCCUGAAACAGAUCAGCAACAACCGCAAAUGUUCCAGCCCCAGAUCCUCAGAUACAGAGGAGAACGACAAGAGGCGGACACACAACGUCUUGGAACGUCAGAGGAGAAACGAGCUGAAGCGCAGCUUUUUUGCCCUGCGUGACCAGAUCCCGGAGUUGGAAAACAAUGAAAAGGCUCCCAAGGUAGUUAUCCUCAAAAAAGCCACCGCCUACAUCCUGUCCGUCCAAGCCGAAGAACACAAGCUCAUCUCAGAAAAGGACUUACUGAGGAAGCGGAGAGAACAGUUGAAACACAAACUCGAACAGCUUCGAAAUUCUGGUGCAUGAACUGACCUAUGGGUGAGGAGGAGCUGGAAUCCGCUCUGGAAUCCUCUCUCCUUACUCAUGGAGAGUAGGGAGGGCUAUCCCUUCUCUUAGAACUGAUGCGCUGGACUUCAAAUGCAUGCUCACAGCCUAACCUCACAACCUUGGCUGGGGCUUUGGGACUGCAAGCUUCAGCCAUAAUGUUAACUGCCUCAAACUUUAGGCAUAAAAGAACUUUUUUUUAUGCUUCCCAUCUUUUUUCUUUUUCUUUAACAGAUUUGUAUUUAAUUGUUUUUAAAAAAAAAUCUUAAAGUUUACCCACUUUUCCAAUGUAAAUAGGACCCUUAAAUGUAAAUAACUUUAAUAAAACGUUUAUAACAGUUAUACAAGAUUUUAAGACAUGUAUUAUAAACCAUAAUUUUUUUUAUUUAAAUACAUUUUCAUUUUUAAAGUUGAUUUUUUUCUAUUGUUUUUAGAAAAAAUAAAAUAAUUGGAAAAAAUAUAAUUAAGCCA
Messenger RNA from Phodopus roborovskii (desert hamster), 2334 nucleotides. It is a transcript of the gene Myc, whose product is annotated as MYC proto-oncogene, bHLH transcription factor. The coding region runs from base 526 to 1845 and encodes 439 amino acids. Gene Ontology annotation, molecular function: protein dimerization activity; RNA polymerase II cis-regulatory region sequence-specific DNA binding; DNA-binding transcription factor activity, RNA polymerase II-specific. The record is from RefSeq and is a predicted model, not a curated record. The transcript has 3 exons. Gene Ontology annotation, biological process: regulation of transcription by RNA polymerase II; positive regulation of cell population proliferation. NCBI's taxonomy places the organism in Eukaryota, Metazoa, Chordata, Mammalia, Rodentia, Cricetidae.